Messenger RNA from Oikopleura dioica, 1470 nucleotides. Lineage: Eukaryota; Metazoa; Chordata; Appendicularia; Copelata; Oikopleuridae. The record is from the annotation of a GenBank genome assembly.
AUGUUAGGACAAAUCCUGGUGUACUCGAUGCCCGGCUGUCCGCACUGCACGGCGGCGAAAAUGAGCUUGAACAAGCUGAAUCUGCCAUUUAUUGAGAUACAGCUCGAUUUAUACGACAAAAGUGUGAGAGAGGAAUUGAAGAGCAAAACGAAUAGAUCCACUGGUAUGAAACUACUAGCGGCGAUCAAGAUCAUAUAUGUUCCUCAAAUUUUCUUCAACGAGAAACACAUCGGCGGAAGAGACGACUUUCAUAAACUAGAUAAAAAAGAGCUCGAAGAAUUGAUCAAGUACGUGCAGGAAAAUGAACCACCAGAAGGAUCGCCGUCGAUUCCCGGAUCCACCCUCCUCAUUGGCAUUGGAGAAGAUGAUGGGCAGUCGCUCCGGUGCGAGUACGACACAGAUGCAGACAUUGCAAAGGCUCUCAAAGACUCGAACUUGCCAAAGAAGCGUUGGAACUGGCUCCAGCGGCAUCACGGAGCAUUUACUGGCAAACAGUUGAAAGAAUGGCUCGAUGGAACUGGUGAAGAUGGCGAAGCAGCCGCAACUCGCCUACUCGCUGGAAAUUUCAUCGCUCCGAUUGAGAAGAAAGUCGAUGCUUUUCACCCGGAUGGAACUCUCUACCAACUUGUCGAGCAAAAAUCUAUCGCUUCGCUCAACUCGGGCGUUACCGCUGAAUGCAAGGUUCUUCAUCCCUCUGAGCUCGGCGAGCAGAUGAGGAUACAAAUUAAGAAGCUCUAUGGCAAGUACUUGAAUGAUGAUGGAACUUCUGUUGAUUACGAAGGCAUGCGUGACUCUGAAGAGUUUGGUGAAUAUGUCAAACUCACAGCUCAAUUACAGCGGGUAGAUCUGUCCCAACUUUCAAUCGAUGGCCGCCUUGCUUUCUUCAUCAACAUCUACAACGCCCUGAUCAUUCACGGUCAAGUGGUUCGCGGUAUUCCGCAGACAUUUCUCACUAGGUUGCGAUUUUUCUGGACGACCUCUUAUAUUAUUGGUGGCCACGUGUUCACGCUCGACGAUAUAGAGAAUGGCGUCCUGAGAGGCAAUCGCAAGGGACCUGCUCAUCUUUGCCGACAAUUUUCACGUUCUGAUCCUCGUUUGAAAUUUGCCUUGCCCACUGCAGAGCCGAAAAUUCACUUUGCUCUCGUUUGUGGUGCGAAAUCUUGCCCUCCCAUUAAAUGUUUCUCCGAGAAAGGCGUCCAAGAAGAACUCAAAAUGGCGACUGAAGGAUUCAUUGAGGAUGACAGUAAUGUACUCGUAAAUUUGGAGAAGAAAAAGGUCAAAUUAUCGAUGAUCUUCAAAUGGUAUCAAGUCGAUUUUGGAGGCAAGGAUCGAGCGAUGCUCAUUUGGAUCUUUGAAAAUAUGAACACAGGCACUAAAUCCGAUAAUCUGAAAUCUCUCAUCGAAGGCGAUAACUUCUCCGUAUCUUACUUCGAAUACGACUGGACCUCCAAUUCAAAAAAUGAAUCAUAA